Molecule: messenger RNA, 1364 nt
Organism: Puntigrus tetrazona (Sumatra barb)
Lineage: Eukaryota; Metazoa; Chordata; Actinopteri; Cypriniformes; Cyprinidae
Product: stonustoxin subunit beta-like
Exons: 5
Coding region: 572-1333 (253 amino acids)
Molecular function (GO): protein binding
Source: RefSeq, a predicted model, not a curated record
AUUGGAUCUUAAAUCUUUAAGCCCUUUCAAACCACAAGCUUUUAAAAUCUUUAAUUUGGGUUGAAUGUGUUUCACAGUUGUCAGCCAAUAUUUAGUUUAUCUUCCAAAAAAAUCCUAUAUUAGUCAUAAUCAAUAUAUGAACAACCUUUUUAGAACAUAGAAGUAUCAUUUUAACCGACCUUGCCUUUUUAAUUGAACUAUAUUUUACUGUUACAGAUUUUCUUGCUGUAAUCUCACUGGUCUGUUCUGUAAAAGUUUGUGUUCAUCUCUACAAUCAUCAAACUCACUGAGAGAGCUGGACCUGAGUAACAAUGAUCUGCAGGAUUCAGGAGUAAAGCUUCUGUCUGAUGGACUAAAGAGUUCACACUGUCAACUCAACAUACUGAGAUUGACCAUCUGUAAUCUCACGGCUCAGUGCUGUGAAAGUUUGUCUUCAUCUCUACAAUUAUCAAACUCACUGAGAGAGCUGGACCUGAGUAACAAUGAUCUGCAGGAUUCAGGAGUGAAGCUGCUCUCUGGUGGACUGAAGAGUCCACACUGUCAACUCAACACACUACGAUUAUCUGGCUGUAUGGUGACAGAAGAAGGCUGUUGUUUUCUGGCUUCAGCUCUAAGUUCAAACCCCUCACACCUGAGAGAGCUGGAUCUCAGCUACAAUCACCCAGGACCAUCAUUAGUCAAGCUGCUCUCUGAUCCAAACUACAGACUGGAAAAACUGAAUGUGGAUCACGGAGGAGAGAUCAGGAUUACCACAGGACCACAGAAAUAUGCAUGCGAUCUUACACUGGAUUUAAACACUGCAAACACUCAUCUUAUUCUGUCUGAGAGGAACAGAAAGGCAACAUAUGUGAGAGAGAAGCAGUUUUAUCCUGACCAUGAAGAGAGAUUUGAUGAGUGUCUUCAAGUUCUGUGUAAAGAGGGUCUGGCUGGACGCUGUUACUGGGAGGUUGAGUGGAGUGGGAAUGUUUGUAUAUCAGUGACGUAUACGGGAAUCUGCAGGAAAGAAUGGAAUGAUUGUAGGUUUGGAUACAGUAAAAAGUCCUGGAGUCUGAACUGUUCUACUGACAGUUUCUGUGCCAUGCAUAACACUAAGAGCAAUAACAUAUCUGUGCCUUCAUGUUGCUCUAACAGAGUAGGAGUGUAUCUGGACUCAUCGGCCGGGAUCCUGUCCUUCUACAGCGUCUCUGACGCACGCACACUCACACACUUGCACACGUUUAAAUCCACAUUCACUGAACCCCUCUAUGCUGGAUUUGGAUUUAAUUAUGAUUCCUCAGUGUCUCUGUGUGAGAUUGAGCGGCUUUCUGUGAGAAACAACCAAAACACUCAGUAAAGAAACUGCGGAGGACAAUUUAUUCAUACAG